Molecule: messenger RNA, 847 nt
Organism: Nothoprocta perdicaria
Lineage: Eukaryota; Metazoa; Chordata; Aves; Tinamiformes; Tinamidae
Gene: TMEM123
Product: transmembrane protein 123
Exons: 6
Coding region: 1-612 (203 amino acids)
Cellular component (GO): cytoplasmic vesicle
Source: RefSeq, a predicted model, not a curated record
AUGCUGUCCACAAGCCCUCACCUGCCUGCCAUACAGAUAUGGGAUAGAGGAGAUGAUUUGUGUGAGAAGUUCUUUUCCCCCCGCUUUGCUCAGAGUCAUGAAAAUACAGAAAACUCAUCAAGUGCUGAAAUUUGUCAUACAGUGACGAACAAUAGCGUGCAAGGGAAAAAAUGCUCAUCCAGUCUCGUUGCCUCAACCACACAAUCUACAGCAACAUCUCUCGCAGGUACCCUCCCAGCAACCACUCAGCCCACCAAUGCCACCGAGCUCAGCAACACCACCCAGCCCUCCCACAGCUCCACAUCUGCCCCCACUACUGCUCAGACUGUCAAAACCAGCAAGGCAGCAGCACCUACCACAGUUUCAUCAGUUACAUCCUCACAACCCAACGUUACGAUGACCAUUCACAAAUUUUCUUCCACUUCUGUAACAGCUGCACCGAAAUCUGAAGCUGUUGUAACCAAAACCUCUGGAUUUGAUGUGGGCAGUUUCAUAGGUGGGAUUGUGCUGACGCUCGGAAUCCUGGUUGUUCUCUACGUUGGAUGCAAAACAUACCACUCUAGAAGAGGCAUUCAGUACAGAACGAUUGAGGAACAUGAUGCCAUCAUCUAAAGAGGCUUCAGAGAAGGCAGCGGUGGAAACCCAACCCAUCACAGCUGUUGUAACUCAUGCUGAGAGCUCCUAUUACAGGCAUGGUCACAGUCUGUAAAGCUCUGUUGGUCUGAUCUUGCUGAGAAACUCUUUAAGUAUUCCUUUUUUUUUUUUUUUUUUCUUACUGGCUUUGAUAAGAGCAGGAGGACCUCAGCACUUUGUAGAAAUAGCACCUUUUCUCCAGCGUUUGUUAUCA